CUUUCUUAAUAGGCGCUCUGAAAUUGGAUCUUCUCGCACUUCUCUUUCAUUAUCCACCAUGUUCCGCUCAGCACUCACAAAGACCGGACUCAGCUCUGCAAUAGCACCAAAGGCUGCAAGAGUUGGUAUUGCACCAGUGCUCGCCCGUGGUUACCACGAGAAUGUCAUUUCGCAUUACGAGAGCCCAAGAAAUGUGGGCUCUCUACCCAAACACGACGCUGAUGUCGGUACUGGGUUGGUUGGGGCACCUGCUUGCGGAGAUGUCAUGAAACUCCAAAUCAGAGUAGACGAAAGCGGCAUCAUAAGUGAUGUCAAGUUCAAGACGUUUGGUUGCGGUAGUGCCAUCGCUUCGAGUUCAUAUAUGACUGAGCGUGUCAAGGGCCUUACCCUUGAGGAGGCUGGGAAAAUUAAGAACACUGAAAUUGCAAAGGAGUUGUGUCUUCCUCCUGUGAAGCUUCAUUGCUCAAUGCUAGCAGAGGAUGCUAUUCGUUCCGCUAUUCGGGAUUAUCGGUCAAAGCGGAGUAAGCUGACCGACGGUCAAAAAUCAGGCUUCAUCGAUGUAACCCAGAGUGUGAUUUCCGGGGAGACAGUGGCCACUGCACAUCCCGGUAUGCCUGCAUAAAUAGACGUUUUCUCAUGUCGAUGUUUUUCCAUGUGCUGUCUUCGUGCACGUCCCAUCAUUUUGUUUGUUCCUCAUAUCCAUGUUCGUAUCAAUUCCUGCAUUUAUGUUCACAUAUUUCUCAAAAUGACCUAGGUCGGAUGAUUAGUAGCCAGUUGUAUUACCACGUCGCACUGAUAAUUUUAAUGCUAUGCAUAUUGCCCAGAGCG
This is a messenger RNA of Suillus discolor, 828 nucleotides long. RefSeq names its product FeS cluster assembly scaffold IscU. Gene Ontology annotation, cellular component: cytoplasm; mitochondrial matrix. The transcript has 4 exons. Lineage: Eukaryota; Fungi; Basidiomycota; Agaricomycetes; Boletales; Suillaceae. The record is from RefSeq and is a predicted model, not a curated record. Gene Ontology annotation, biological process: intracellular iron ion homeostasis; iron-sulfur cluster assembly. Gene Ontology annotation, molecular function: ferrous iron binding; 2 iron, 2 sulfur cluster binding. The coding region runs from base 59 to 622 and encodes 187 amino acids.